GGAAAAGGAAAAACCCUAUCAAAGAGAAACUAUAUUGGGGCGACCUUUUCGGUUCUCUCAAAAAUUGCACCGUCGACUUGGCCAUUGAAAUGUUGAAGAAACGGAAAGUAAAAGACCGACAAAGUCGACUGAAAUACGCAUGCUUGGCUAUAACCUCGUUUGUACUACUCCCAACAUCACACUUUCCUAGAAUCUUACCAAACCACGUCGAGAUGAUACGAGAUUUAGAUGAAUUCAUGGCGUACCCGUGGGGGAGGGUAGCCUUCGAGAUGCUUGUUCAAGGCAUUAGGUCUAAGGAUGAAAUCCUGCUCUCGCAAGCAAGCGUGGCCAUGAGAGGAUUUGUCGAUGCUAUACAACUUGUUUUCGUAGCGGCUGUGCCCCAGCUCAAAGAGGUUGUUCCGAAUAACGAACCUGCAGUUUUGGUUGAGUCUGAUAGCGAGUCAGAAAAUGGGUCGCAGGAGACUGGAAGACCUCAGGUGAAUCCACAGGAGUUAGCAACGCCACAGAAACCCAUUCGUUAUUGUGUGAAUCCUGGGCACGCCAGAGAACUAGAUGAAGGUUGCCAGGUCGAGGUCAUUUCAAUGCUACAAGAGCCAACUAUGGGGGAAACUGAUUUUGGCUGGGAUGAUGAGGUAGAAGACGACCUUGUUGACAAUAUGGUACGUCUUAUCGAGGAGAAACAUAUAUUUAAGAAGUCCAUGUUCGUGGGUGGGACUACAGCGAGUGAUCUGUCUCGUAUGAAGCUUGAGAAGAAACAAAAAGACAAUGAAGCCAAGGAGAAAAAGGAAAGAGAACCGCAGGUCGACCCAACAGAGCCCGAGGUUGUAGAAGCGGUUAACACAAACCAUCUUGCCCAAAUGGUUGGAGAUAUUGUCAAUCAGAAAAUUGAAAAUCUUGCUGACAGAAUCUCUCAGCAAGGCGACAAAAUAGAGGAGAGGCUUGUAAAGGCUAUAGAAGAACAACGCCUGAAGAUGCAGGGUGAAGUCAUUGAAAGCAUUUUGGAUUUUCUUAGAAAGUCAAACUCCAAUGUCGUGUUCGGAGAACAACUCCAUUGCGAAGGUCCACAGUUUGGUAAAGACGCCUCUCAAGAAAAGUUUAAUGAUAAUACAUCACCUCCCUGGCCUCCUAUUGUUCCCCCCCAGCGCUCCCACUGAUGAGGCCGACAAUGUGAUUAAUAAGGUGAUAUCAGAUAUUGGAAAGUCCACUAGAGCCCAGCAGCAGGCAAUCCUCACCAAAAUCCCUAACCAGCCUGUUGGCAACGAAGACGCAGCCGUAGCACGCAAGAAAAUGGUGAACAAUAUGGUAGAGGAGGAAGGGUUACGCAACAUCACUGCGCAUGGAACCACCACCAGCCCACUUACCAAACAUGUGGACGAGUCAUCUGGGGAUAACCCUGAGGAAAUGCAAGUGCGAAAUGAUUAUGAAGUUACUCUACCCCCACUGUGCAUGGAGGCGAUGGACAGCACAACACAGUUCUCGAGGACCCGUACG
Brassica oleracea var. oleracea is the source of this 1491-nucleotide messenger RNA. RefSeq lists its product as uncharacterized. Lineage: Eukaryota; Viridiplantae; Streptophyta; Magnoliopsida; Brassicales; Brassicaceae. The record is from RefSeq and is a predicted model, not a curated record.